AUGUCAGGAUUUGGUUUCACAGAAUCUGUUCAAGAUGCCAUUACAGAAUCUUUACAAUUUGGAAAAGUUUUGGUAGUUUAUGGUGUUGACAUCAGUAACGAUGAUAGUUGGAUACAAUCUUGGUUUCAUCCAAGAAUGAUUACUGAUAAAUUAUUAAAGAAAUCCGUAUGGUUGAAGAUUGUCCAAGGCACGCAUGAAUUUACUAAUUUCAAAGAACUUUUCCCUUCUAUUCAAACCCCUAGUUUAUAUUUCAUUAAAGAUCAACAGAUCCAAAUGGUAAUACAUGGUGAAAGUGGGCAUGGAAAUUUCUCUCAUUGGAAUAGAGUCGUUGAUUAUUUAGAAUCUACGAAUUGCGAUUCACCAAAUAUCAAUGAACAGGAAAAUACUCCUGAAAUGAAAAACAAUGAGGAUACAAAGGAAACAAAGAAAACUUUUAAAGAAGAAGUUAAUGACUUGACACAGAAAAUAUAUCAACAAGAAGUGAUGAAACAGAAGAAGCUUGAACGUAAAGAGCGUGAAAGAAUCCUGAGAUUAGUACAAGCCGAUAAACAGGAGAGAAAAGAUAGAGAACUGUCACAGAAACAAAUUGUUGACGAUAUCUCUGAUGAAGAAAUUAUUGAAGUAGUUCCAACCGAAGUGAAUGAUAAUAUCAAGAAAUCAGAAAAAUACGAAAACCUAAAGGAUUGUAAGCUUUUAAUUAAAUUAACUAAUAGUGAUUCAUUGAAGAAUACUUUUGACUCAGACAAAACUUUACGUGAUGUCAGAGAUUGGGUAGAUGAAAACAGAACAGACGGAACUGUAUCUUAUCUAUUCCAUAGAAAUGUUCCAAGGGUUACUUUCAGUCCUGAGGAUGAAUCAAAAUCUCUAACAGAUUUAGAAUUAACACCAAGAUCCGUUUUAAUUUUAGAUCCUUGCGAGGAAGAUUUAUCAGCUAUAACAAACUCAGGCGUAGUAGGAAAGAUUUUGAAUAAGCUUUGGUUCUGGAGAUCUUCACCAUCAAUAGAGACACAAAUAUCCAAUUCUGAUACCAAUCAACAAGCUUUCCCGGAAUCAAGCAGCGAAUCACCAAUUGAUACAGAUUCUAGCUAUCCAGAAGCUAACAACGAACAAAGAUUUGAAUCUCCAGGCACAUUUCCUUAUAUUACUCAGAUUACUGAAAAUUCAUCUUCUUCCAAUUUGGCUAAUAAUCCUGAAUCAAACGACAGUAAGAAAACCAAAAAAGAUGACAAGAAUGACCGUCCAACCUACAAUGGUAAUAAUCUCAAUCUAGAGAGCAAAAAAGAUGAUUAA
This is a messenger RNA of Vanderwaltozyma polyspora DSM 70294, 1290 nucleotides long. RefSeq names its product UBX domain-containing protein. NCBI's taxonomy places the organism in Eukaryota, Fungi, Ascomycota, Saccharomycetes, Saccharomycetales, Saccharomycetaceae. The record is from RefSeq and is a predicted model, not a curated record. Gene Ontology annotation, molecular function: protein binding. The transcript has a single exon. The coding region runs from base 1 to 1290 and encodes 429 amino acids.